Knipowitschia caucasica is the source of this 987-nucleotide messenger RNA. The record is from the annotation of a GenBank genome assembly. Lineage: Eukaryota; Metazoa; Chordata; Actinopteri; Gobiiformes; Gobiidae.
AUGACUCCUUUUUCAGAGAACAUGAGACCUGACCCUGUGGUCCCUGGAGGCGGAGCACAGGUACAAACAGAAGAUGACUCCAGUGUGACGUGGUCGGCUCCAGCGGGACACGGACUCUGGGACUUUGAGCUCCAGUCUCACUACAGUCUGAGUAUAAAAGUCUGUGGAAGAGCAGAGAGGACACAGAGGUGCCAAACCACCGGACCAGACCAGGCCAGACCGGACCAGACCAGACCAGAAUCCAUCAUGAAGUUCCUCGUGGCUCUCGCCCUUUUCUCUGUUUGCAAUGCCAACGUGGUGGUGCCGGCCCAGACCAGCGUGGACCUGGUGAAGUCCACUUUCUGGGACUACGUUGCCACGGCAACGCAGAUGGCCGAGGGGUCCUUGAAGCAGCUGCAGGACUCGGAGCUGGGACAGGAUUUCAACACUAAGCUCUCCCAGAGCGCCGACACUGUGAACCAGUACGUGGUGGCUCUGAGGACCCAGGCCGGCCCUCUGUCCCAGGACCUGCUGUCCCAGAUCACAGUCCAGGCCGAGACCCUGAAGACCCAGCUGGAGACCGAGCUGUCCUCCGUCAGCACCAACCUCCAGCCCAUGGCCUCGCAGCUCAUCGCCGACGCCCAGGUGCGAAUGGACGAGCUGAAGAGCGCCAUCACGCCUCUGGCCGAGUCCAUGGACGCAGAGUCCCUGAAGGCCGUGCUGCUGCAGAAGAGCCAGGACCUGAAGACCUCGCUGCAGGCCCAGAUGGGACCCUACACCGAAGACAUCAAGCAGAAGGUGGAGCAGAGCAUCGAGCACUUCCAGAGCAGCCUGACGCCUCUGACCCAGUCCUUCGAGGUCCAGGUCCAGCAGAAAGUGCAGGAGGUGCAGCAGAGCCUGGCCCCCUACGGAGAGGAGCUCAAGGCCAAGCUGGAGGCCAACGCUCAGGACGUGAGGGCCCAGGUCACCGCCCUGUGGGAGUCCUUCACCCAGAAGACAGCUCAGUAA